Molecule: messenger RNA, 668 nt
Organism: Dunckerocampus dactyliophorus (ringed pipefish)
Lineage: Eukaryota; Metazoa; Chordata; Actinopteri; Syngnathiformes; Syngnathidae
Product: C-C motif chemokine 26-like
Exons: 3
Coding region: 34-513 (159 amino acids)
Biological process (GO): chemokine-mediated signaling pathway; inflammatory response; G protein-coupled receptor signaling pathway
Cellular component (GO): extracellular region
Molecular function (GO): CCR chemokine receptor binding; chemokine activity
Source: RefSeq, a predicted model, not a curated record
AAUUCAUUUUCUCAGUAGCUCAAAGCAGAAGGGAUGGAGAGAGAAGAGGAAGGAAACCCUAACUCUAAAAUAGCCACAAAUGAUCUGCUGCAUAUAAAAGGGAAGCCAGAGAAGAUGCCUCAGAAGAUGAGAAGCACAGCUGUCACCAUGAAGACACUCGUACUCCUCACCCUGAUGUGCAUCCUGCAUGUCAGCAUGUCCGCAGUCAGCCAAGGCAUCUUGUUUAAUGAAGGAUGCUGUAUAAACCGCUCAAAAACAGCUAUCCCGUGGGAAAGAGUGCAGCAUGUGGAAAGAACACCAAAUGGCUGCAAACGCAAAGCAGUUGUAGUCACAACGGUGUGUGGUAAAAAGUUUUGCAUCGAGGCCAACUGGAAGUGGGCAAGAACACUGCUGACAGAAUUUGAGAGAUUGUCUGCCAACAAGACAUUGGUCCCGCCCCCUUUCAAUCAGACCAGGUGUAGAAGGGAUGUUCAAGUCGUGGGAGGAGGAAGUCAUCGUCCAGUCAUCAUGUGAAAUAAUAACAUCUAUUUCAUACACUUUGUACAUUAAAGAUGCAAUCCAAGGUAGAUUAAUAUAAGCUAAGCAAAAGGUGUCCAAACCUUUUCCACCAAGGACCACAUACUGAAAAAUGAAAGGAUGCCAAGAAGUUAUAUGUAUAUUUCAAGAAU